GUAUCGGAAAUAAGAGCAGUAGAAGCUGUGCACCCGGAAACCUCAUCAUUAUACUGGGGAUCUAAUCAAUUAAAACGGCAACUAUCAGCAACACUUCAACCCCAACCAGCCAACAAAAAGGCCAGCCGACAGAUAAGCAUCGAUGAAUCACCCUGCAAAAUAGCUCUAUCGGUAGCUAAAAAACCAUCCUUUAACGCCUGCUCGUAAUUGGAG
Tuber aestivum (summer truffle) is the source of this 213-nucleotide messenger RNA. Lineage: Eukaryota; Fungi; Ascomycota; Pezizomycetes; Pezizales; Tuberaceae. The record is from the annotation of a GenBank genome assembly.